UUUGAAGUGCAGGAUCGAUGGGACACGUUACUUGAUACUGUCGUUAUCAUCUCUUGUCCGAUAUGCUCAUUCUUCAAGUUGGCAACUUUAUUUUCCUGGAGCAAUGCAUUUGUUGUGAACAUCAAGUAGAGUGGACAUUUAUGAAGCUUGAAUAAGCUUUUGGGAUUUCGAAGGAACUGUGGAAAGGUAAAACAGAUGGAAUAGACAGAUUAAAGAUUGACUUUUUUUUUGGUGCCCUGAAGAAAGAAUCUGUCGAAAUGGCUUUAUAAAUACGCCUACCCACUUGCAAUCCGCCCCGUAGGUGUUCUUCAGUGGUUUCCAGCAGACGGAGCCAUGGCCACCCCGAAAUUUUACAGAUUCCAGCUAACAGAAGGGAUGGAGCUUCAGAUCACUGUCUCUGGCUCUUCAAAUGGCCUUGCAAGAGCUGAUUUCCGUCUCAAGAAUUGUAACCGGACAUGGAUUCUUCACUGGGGUUGCAUAUACCAAGGGAACAACAGCUGGUUUGUCCCGUCUGAACAUUCCUCGAGGCAAGGGGCAUUGCAGUCACCAUUUGUAAAGAGUGGAGAUUCUUAUGUACUGAUCCUAGAGCUCCGGGAUCCACGAGUACGUGCCAUCGAAUUUGUUUUGAAGGAUGGUAGUCAUAACAGAUGGUUGAAGCUUCACGACGGGAAUUUCCGUAUCGAUAUUCCUCAGAUUGAUCUGCAAAGUUCUCGUCAUCUAAUACCGAAGAAUUUGAUAGAUCACAGAGCUUAUCAGAUAUGGGAACGGAAGGGCAGACCCCGAAACUCUCCACAUGAACAGCAGCAAGACUAUGAAGCUGCAGUAAGAGAGCUUCAGGAAGAGCUGGCGAAAGGAAUGUCUUUAGACGAGCUUCAAAAUAAAGAUACAAUUAAAGAUCGAAGACCGAUGAGCAACGAACGGAAUCAAACUGGAUACUUGCCUCCAUCAUCAUACCGGCGGAAGCAUGAUGUUCAGAAAUGGUUGCAGAAAUAUGCAGAGCCACUCAACAAAUCUGGAAGUGUGUCAAUCUCGUCACUCGUAGAUCUAGUAAAAAGAAGUGCAGAAAAUAUAGUUUCACAGCAAAGUUUUCAUGUCAGAAAUCAUGAAAUAGUGGUUUUCCAGAGAAAUAUUAGAGGUGAUUGUCGCUUGUUGAUCGCCACAAACAUGAGAGGCUCAACCUUUCUUCAUUGGGGCGUUGCAAAGUCUUCAUUGAGAGAGUGGUUGAUUCCUCCUCCUGAUGUGGUGCCCGAGAAAUCGAAAAUGGUCCAUGGAGCAUGUCAGACUCAUUUUACGGAUAUCUCGAGUCGUGAAGGUUCUUAUCAAUUCGUGGAUAUAAACUUUAAACGAGGAGGUUUCGCUGGCAUCCAAUUUGUGAUAUGGUCAAGUGGUUCUUGGAUUAAUAACAAUGGAUCCAACUUCUCUGUAAACAUGAAAUCAUCAGAUUCUGGUGGGAAUAUAAACGCGGAUGGAAAACAUAUUCUCAAAUGGUUGCUCAAUGAAAUUGCUCAGCGGGAAAAAGAGGCCGAGAGAUCGUUGAUGCACCGGUUCAACAUCGCAACUGAGUUUACUGAGCGUUGUAAAGAUGAAGGAGUAUGGGGACUUAUCAGUAUUAUGGUCUGGAUGAGAUAUAUGGCCACUAGACAUCUCAUAUGGAACAAGAAUUAUAAUGUGAAACCUCGCGAAAUCAGUGAAGCUUUAGAAAGAUUCACCAAUUUGCUGGAGAGAAUAUAUUUGAUGCAACCGAAUAAGAGAGAAAUCACGAGACUAAUAAUGGCACUCGUGGGGCGUGGAGGUCAAGGUGAUGUUGGUCAGAGAAUCCGUGAUGAAAUCCUCGAUAUUCAGAGAAAUAAUGACUGCAAGACCGGUAUGAUGGAGGAGUGGCACCAAAAGCUGCACAAUAAUAGCAGUGCCGAUGAUGUGAUAAUUUGCGAGGCACUCUUAAACUAUGUGAGGUCCGACUUUAGGAUUGAUGCUUACUGGCAAACACUAAAGGCUAACGGUCUCACGAAAGAAAAGCUCUCAAGUUAUGACCGUCCUAUAUUAUCAGAACCUCGUUUUAGGAGCGAUGCUAAAGAAGGCCUUAUCCGUGAUCUUACGAUGUAUUUGAAGACAUUAAAGGCAGUUCAUUCGGGUGCAGACCUCGAAUCUGCUGUCGAAACUUUUCUUUCUCCUUCUAAGGGUCACAAUGCUUUGACUAUCAAUGGGCUAUCACCAAAAUUGCAGGAUUCUCUAAGUUUGGUCAAGAGGCAUAUCCGUGACGAGAACUUUGAUCCCUUAUUGGAGAAACUACUCGAAGCUCGUAUUGAGCUACACCCUGCACUACGGGCACCUCGCACAAGAGCAAAAGAUUUGAUCUUUCUUGACAUAGCGUUGGAAUCAACAGUGAGAACAACUAUAGAGAAAAGACUCAGAUCUCUAAAUUUCAGUAAUCCUCCGGAAAUUAUGUUUUUCAUCUCUUUGGUGCUCGAAAACUUGUGCUUAUCUACAUUUAACAAUGAAGAGAUCAUCUACUGCACAAAGGACUGGCACCGAGUCAGCGAAACUUACCGAUCUAAUGAUGUUCAGUGGGCAUUACAAACGAAAGCAGUUCUUGACCGUUUACAACUAAUACUUGCGGAUAAUUGUCAGAAUUAUUACAGAACAAUACAGCCUACUGCAGAAUAUCUUGGUCACUCAUUGUGUAUUGAUAAACAUGCGAUCAAUGUUUUCACUGAAGAGGUCAUAAGGGCAGGACCAGGAGCUGCUCUGUCGACACUUAUUAAUAGAUUCGAUCCUGUUCUUAGAAAAAUCGCAAACUUAGGCUGUUGGCAAAUAAUCAGCUCAGCAGAUGCAUCAGGUUUUGUGGUUUGUGUCAAUGAGCUUAUUACAGUUCAGAACAAAAUCUACUCGAAACCGACUGUUAUAGUAGCAAACAAAGUGUCCGGAGAAGAGGAGAUUCCCGACGGAGUUGUCGCUGUACUGACUCCGAGUAUGCCUGAUGUGCUCUCUCAUGUCUCCAUUAGAGCAAGAAACAGCAAGAUAUGCUUUGCUACUUGCUUCGAUCAGCAUGUUUUCUGGAAGCUCAAGUCGAAGGAAGGAAGAGCAAUAUCGAUUCAUACCAAAUCCACAGAUUUAGUUAUCAGUGACGGGAUCAGCUCCGAUGAUUUCGUACGUAUCAUUCAUAUUACUUCAGGCCCAGAGGAAUAUAAGGGGAAAAGUUUUUGCGGAAAGUAUGUGAUAUCACUCGAGGAGUUUACUAGUGAAAGGGUCGGUUCGAAAUCUUGCAAUAUCAAAUUUCUAAGAGGAAAGGUCCCCUCGUGGAUCAAGAUUCCAAUGUCGAUUGCUGUUCCAUUUGGGUCAUUCGAGAGUGUUCUGUCAGACAAUGCCAAUAAGGAUGUAGCGAAUAAGAUUCAGACACUAAAAAAUGCUAUCAAUGGAGGAGACCUGACAAAACUCAAAGCGAUUCAAGAAGCUAUUCUACAGAUGACCGCCCCAAUGGCUCUGAUGAAUGAGCUCAAGAACAGAAUAAGAAGUGAAAGAAUGCCAUGGUUUGGAGAUGAAGCGAGCUGGAAUCGUUCAUGGCUGGCGAUUAAGAAGGUUUGGGCUUCGAAAUGGAACGAGAGAGCUUACCUCAGUUGCAAGAAAACUAAGCUUAACCACGAUGCCGUCUCCAUGGCUGUUCUGAUUCAAGAAGCCAUUUGUGGCGAUUAUGCUUUCGUCAUUCACACGAACAAUCCCAUCUCCGGAGACUCCUCGGAGAUAUACACAGAGAUUGUCAAGGGUUUGGGGGAGACCUUAGUCGGAGCGUAUCCCGGGCGAGCAAUGAGCUUCAUCACCAAGAAAACGAAUCUGAGAUCUCCAGCCGUCAUCACAUACCCGAGUAAGCGGAUAGGAUUGUAUUCUAAACCAUCAAUUAUAUUCAGAUCGGAUUCGAACAGCGAAGAUCUCGAAGGCUAUGCAGGCGCUGGACUUUACGACAGUGUUCUGAUGGAUGAAGCCAAUGAAGUUGUGCUUGAUUACUCAAAGGAGAGGCUUGUAACAGACAAGGCUUUUCAAGUGUCUUUGUUCUCAAGAAUUGCAGAGACAGGGGAUGUCAUAGAGAGACUCUAUGGUUGUCCUCAGGACAUUGAAGGAGUUGUCAAAGAUGGCACUGUUCAUGUUGUUCAAGCCAGGCCCCAAGUCUAAGUGUUUCAUCGUUCAACGAAAGAUCAUUUCUCGCUUUGGAUUUUUUUUUUUACUUUUAUUAGAAUAAAGUACGAGGUUUGUUUAGCUGUUGUACAAACAGUUUUCCAAUAAGAUGAUUGUAUUUCACACAA
Molecule: messenger RNA, 4295 nt
Organism: Tarenaya hassleriana
Lineage: Eukaryota; Viridiplantae; Streptophyta; Magnoliopsida; Brassicales; Cleomaceae
Product: alpha-glucan water dikinase 2
Exons: 33
Coding region: 334-4164 (1276 amino acids)
Biological process (GO): phosphorylation
Molecular function (GO): kinase activity; ATP binding
Source: RefSeq, a predicted model, not a curated record